This is a messenger RNA of Drosophila sechellia, 488 nucleotides long. RefSeq names its product ER membrane protein complex subunit 6 (gene EMC6). The transcript is spliced from 2 exons. The coding region runs from base 86 to 427 and encodes 113 amino acids. Gene Ontology annotation, cellular component: EMC complex; endoplasmic reticulum; membrane. The record is from RefSeq and is a predicted model, not a curated record. Gene Ontology annotation, biological process: autophagosome assembly; protein folding in endoplasmic reticulum. Lineage: Eukaryota; Metazoa; Arthropoda; Insecta; Diptera; Drosophilidae.
AAUCGAUAACGCAAUCGACAUACAAUCGAAUUUCACAGCCGGGGAGAUUUUUGCUAGAAAUUAAAGUAGAAUUUAAUCAAAUAAAAUGAAUCGAGUGAAGACCACACAGUCCAAGACUGGCGAAAUCAUCGCCUACAGCGAGAGUGCCAUCCGGAACAACAUAUCCGCCGUGGAGUACUGCCGCACAUCGAUGGCCGCCAUCUCGGGCUGCGCUGCGGGUAUUCUGGGCCUGAGUGGUACGCUGGGAUUCCUCUUCUACUUCCUGUCUGUGUUUGUGCUCUGGAUUCUGGUGCUUGUGAAAUCGGGCACCCAGUGGCGCAAGUUCUUCAUUAACCGCAGAAAUCUGCUGACCAAUCAGUUCAUGGGCGGCCUUUGCACCUAUGUGCUCUUCUGGACAUUCCUCUAUGGCAUGGUGCACGUGUAUUAGCGCAUUUACAAAUCAAACACAUUAAUAGCGAAAUAAACAUAGGAUCUUUGGUUUAACACAA